CACUUAUAUUCGCGUAUGUAUACAUAUAUUUGAGUCAUAGAAUAAGUGAAGAGUUUCAUUUAUGUACAAUCGUUGUGAACAGGUGGAUAUCGAGGUCGCUUGUAUUAUUGCGUGAAACGAGAAAUCUGUAUCGAAUUCUAGUAGCAGAAUAAAAGAGUUCAUCUCGGAAGGAGACAGAGGAAGAAGGCUAGAGGAUCAAAUAAAUUUCGUCUUAUCUCUCUCUUGUUCCUGUCAGUAUUGUCUCUGCCAAAGACUGCAUCGAAUCUGAUUUUUUCCAUUAUUUUUCUUCUAUCUUCAAGAAUUAUAUUAUUUUGUUUUGAUAUAAUUGCUCGCUAAUCCAACGAUAUUCGUCGCUGAAGAAACUGGAACAACCGUUGUCCAUAAAUAGUGAUUACAAGACUUUGCCAACUCGUUCUUGUAAUCGAAACAUGUGUCAGUCACGUUCUUAACCCACAUAUUGUCCAAAUAUUAUAUCUGUACCUUGUACAGUAGAAAGUAGCUGCAGAAGGGUGGAAAAGAAUAGAAAUUUUCUCUAUAAAUCGAUCAUACUAUGGAAAAAAAAACUUGGUCGAUUAACGAAUCGAAUUCGAUAAAAUUGAUUUGAAUAUUAUUUCCUGAUUAAAGUUCGCUCUUGAGGAUAAUAACGAGUUCGACGAGUGAACGAAUGUGCAAAGCAAUAGAGUGGGAGAAUGAACGGUUGGCAGCUUUGGACAUGGGAUAGAUGAUAGAUCGUAAAUAAUGGGGUGGUAGAGCGAACAAGAAGUGCAAAAUGGAUUGGGUGCCUCGGCUCAGGUAGCCAGAGACGACAAAGUCGCGGGCACCAGGGCAAACGAGCCCCGAGCUUCUAGCAAAGCUUUUUCUUUUCUCUGUCUAUCUUCUGUUCAAGAAAAAAAAGAUAUCGCAUGGAUGGGCGUUAUUGAUAUUUUUCUGAAAGACUGUUUUUUAUUUUUUGUCGUUUACCGAUCGGUGUUAUGAAAAAAAAAAAGACUGAACGUGAUAAUCAAUAAAUCAACCAAGGAAUUAAUCCGCAAGCUUUAUCAUUGUCGGUGAAACGUAUCGGAGGAAAGAUUGAACCGAUUAAUCGAUGCAACAGUUCCCGGAUUUAUUCCAAGAAGGAGAAGAAACUUGAUACGAAUUUACACGUGAUCUCUGAUCCAACAGAACGCUCGCGUCUGACUCACAAAAAGACUGAAGAACAUACGUUGAUUCAUUUGUCGAAAAAUGUUCGCAUAUUGCGUUCUGUAGAAUAUAUACUGGCUUUCAUUUGUUGCGUCACACGUACAUAUCUUUCGGGAUCUCAUGUAAUUGUCAUACAUACACACGUGCAUGUACACAUACACAGCUUGUCAUAUCAGCUAUAUGAGCUUUUGAGAAAUUUCUGACGAACAUAUACACAAAACAUUAUACGCGUGUCGUAACACGCAUUUUCGAUUAUUAUACAUAUUGCAAAUAUAUUGCGUACAUGUACAUGCGUAUAGAAAUAAUAUAUAUAUAUAUAUAAAAUACAAAAUAUAUAUAUAUGUAUCUAUGUACAUGUAAAAAAUCUCUUUCGCUGCCUAAUAGAAAUAUUCGUGGAUAAAGUGGCGCAUAUGAUACGGUAAAAGACCAACUUCUGUAUUGAUAUAUCUGUCCUUUUUUCUAUGAAAAGAAUAAUUUCUUUAUGCCAGAAGAUAUUUAAUUUCAAGGAAGGUAUGUUUCUUCUUUUUUUGUUUUUCUAACGAAACACGUAUUGAGAAUAACGCGUGCAACGAAAAACUAAUAAAGAAAAGUACUCAGAGUAGUGAGAAGUGUAAUUGAAGUGUGAUCGUUGCACGGGCUCGCAACAGAUCAGGAUGGGUUGUGGACAGAGCAAAAUCGGCAAUAUCUAUCCAAAAAACAAGAAGAACAAAAACAACACUGGCAAGAAAAAUGGAGAUUCUAUCGGUUCUGCAUCAGUAGAACAAAAAAAUGGAAAUGGUAACGCGAAAAAUAACAAAACUAAUAACAAUGGGGUCGAGGUGAACCGAAACGAAGAGCAAAAUGGAUCUGGCGAGAUCAAGGGCCAAGCCAAGAAGAAGUCGAACACACCUGGAAGUGGUCCUCUGUUGCAACAAGCAGAGAUAUCCACCAGUCAACUCGACUUCUUCAGAAUGCUCGAUGAAAAAAUUGAAAAUGGUCCGGAUUACGAUGAAAGUCUCGACACGACUGCAAGAGCUGAACGAGUGUCUAAUCUUCUACGUCAAUGGGAAUUAGCCAGUGUGAGCUGGUCGAGUGUCUCCGACUUGAACAACGCAUCCCCAUCCGCGAUGAAAAAUCGCGGUUCAGGAUUGAAUGCAUCUCGACAGAGUCUGAGCGCAAAAGACAGGGAAGGAAUAAGGAAUAUAGUUGGUGGUAGACCGGAGAGUGCACCUAUUUACAUGAGAAAUGCGAAUCGCGUGGAUGGUCUCCAAGAGACUCACUGCCCAUCGCCAAGUAUGCCGAGACACGUAUUAGAAUCGAUCACCCAAAGUCCAACCCAAAGUCUGAAAAAUGUCACACCGCCUGGCUCCUCUCCAACCAGUUUGCGUUAUCAAGACAGUUAUAAGGAGUGCAACGCUAAUCAGCCAUCGGCCAAGACCGUAAAGGUUCAUUACAGUGCUCAGAAUCCUGUGAACGGGGAAUAUGUGACGCAACAGGCACUUUAUCGUGAACAGUAUUUGCAACAAACUGGGAUAAUCACGGUACCUUCGCAAUAUUCGACCGGUUCACCUGGUGGUAAUGUCCUUAGGAACAAUCCAUACGUGCAACAGUAUCAAAUCACCAGCCCACAAUUCACCACUCCGAGGAAACGAGGCUUCAAUGCCGCACAAAUGACGUGACCGGGCUGGCCGUGCACCACCAGAUAAGACUGACAUAUACCAUACACACUCACACAGAUAUAUUCUGCGAAUUGAGAGAAAGAGAGGGAGAGUGAAUGGGAGAGAGCGAAAGAGCAAGAGAGCGAGAGAGAGGAUAGCGAGCAGAACUCGACGGGGAUUUCUCGAGUUCUUCGUCGAGACAAAUUUAUUCGCAUGAACAGUAAAGAAGGAGAGAGAGCCCAUCGAGGCUGGAGACUGACCAACAAACGGAGAAGAUACUACGGAUAUUUCUCUACAUGUUUCUAAAAAAGAUUCCGUACAUUUUCUUUGCAAUUGGCAGAUAUCAAGCGAUAACUACUUGAGUAAUAAUAAAUAAAAGCGCAAAAUACUUUGUUGGCCUAAAAGAUAAAUGUGAUCCAUUCAAAAUAAUAAAAUAAUAAAAACGAAACAAAAAAUAGCAAAAUCUCUAAUGUAAAUUACAGUUUAAGAAAAUUCUUCGCUAUAAGUGCCAAAAUAUAAUAAGCAAUUUAAGUGCUACGGAAAAUAUUGUGAGAGCGAAAGAGAGAAAAAAGAGAGAUUAUCCGUUGAACUAAUACUCCGUUCUUUGUAAUUCAUGUAAAUGAAAAUUUUUCGAUGUGUAUUUGUAUAUUUAUAUAUAUGUUUAUAUUAUAUAUUAUAUAUA
This is a messenger RNA of Apis laboriosa (Himalayan honeybee), 3498 nucleotides long. RefSeq lists its product as uncharacterized. The coding region runs from base 1833 to 2837 and encodes 334 amino acids. The transcript has 5 exons. The record is from RefSeq and is a predicted model, not a curated record. NCBI's taxonomy places the organism in Eukaryota, Metazoa, Arthropoda, Insecta, Hymenoptera, Apidae.